Phaeodactylum tricornutum CCAP 1055/1 is the source of this 684-nucleotide messenger RNA. RefSeq lists its product with no specific name. The transcript is spliced from 2 exons. Bases 80 to 646 code for a protein of 188 amino acids. NCBI's taxonomy places the organism in Eukaryota, Bacillariophyta, Bacillariophyceae, Surirellales, Neidiaceae. The record is from RefSeq and is a predicted model, not a curated record. Gene Ontology annotation, biological process: ribosomal small subunit biogenesis; translation; rRNA processing. Gene Ontology annotation, molecular function: structural constituent of ribosome. Gene Ontology annotation, cellular component: small-subunit processome; cytosolic small ribosomal subunit; ribosome.
CGCUCUCUACCGUCGGACGCUUGCAACAAGGUUCUACACUCAUCCUUUCCCGGACCAGUACGUGCACAAAAGUCCCGCCAUGAGUGCCCAGAAGAUCCGAAAGAGCGCUGGUGCUGAACCCGAUGAAUUCGAGGCUUCUGUUGCCCAGGAGCUUCUCAACCUUGAGAUGACUUCCCCUGACCUCAAGGCCUCCCUUCGGGAUCUUUACAUUACGGCCGCUAAGGAAGUGGAUGUCGGCAACGGCCGAAAGGCUAUCAUUCUGUACGUCCCUUACAAACUACGAAAAUCCUUCAACAAGGUUCACCAGAGACUUGUGCGCGAGCUUGAAAAGAAGUUUUCGGGACGCCACGUUAUGAUUAUUGCUCAGCGCACCAUUCUGGGAAAAUCCUUUCGCCGCAACCAAAAAACCAGCGGUCCUCUUCCGCGCUCGCGCACAUUGACCGCCGUUCAGGACGCCAUUUUGGAAGACAUUGUCUAUCCUACCGAAAUUACAGGCAAGCGAACCCGGGUCAAGGUUGACGGCAAGCGUGUGUUGAAGGUUUUCCUGGACAGCAAGGACCAGGUUGACGUUGAGGGACGAACGGACACGUUUGCCGCUGUCUACGGAAAACUGACCAACAAACAAGUCUCUUUUUACUUCCAGUAAAUAGCUAAACAGUUAUAAAUAAAAGGAGUGCAAAGCUG